Messenger RNA from Varroa destructor (honeybee mite), 794 nucleotides. RefSeq names its product mitochondrial ribosomal protein L30 (gene mRpL30). Gene Ontology annotation, cellular component: mitochondrion; large ribosomal subunit. Gene Ontology annotation, biological process: translation. Gene Ontology annotation, molecular function: structural constituent of ribosome. Lineage: Eukaryota; Metazoa; Arthropoda; Arachnida; Mesostigmata; Varroidae. The record is from RefSeq and is a predicted model, not a curated record.
UGGUGAAUGCGUGUGGGUGCGCGAGCCACAUAAGAACGAUUAAGUUAGCUAUGUUUUAGCUCGCAUUCGCUCAGGCUAUCUAUCCUUAUUUGUUCAAGUUACAUAGACCUUAAAGUUGAGCUAAAAUAGUUCAUAAUGAAUAUUGUUCGUCGGUUUAUGGCCUACGUUGUACAGACACAAGGGCGACACAUUAGCGUUGAUACCUUUGCCCGCACCAGAAAUGAAAUCUUUGAUAAGGUUCGUGAGAUUCGAGCAAAUGCUGACAAGAUAGAACCAUCGAAGCUGUUCGUUGUGCAGCUCGUAAAGUCUUCGGCGUUACGUCCCUAUUGGGAGAAAGAUAUUGUCCGCAUUUUAGGCCUUGAAGAGAGCAAACAUGAAAAGAAAAUGAACAUGCGAAAGGGGGUCGGGACGUACGUUGUAGUAAAAAACACUCCACAGAUGUGUAGAAUGCUUUGGCGAGUCAAACAUCUUGUUCGAGUUAAGCCGGUUACAUUUCCCGACGGCUUACCAACACCCGGCGUAUACACAAAUUCUUACCUAAACCACUCGGGUGAAUUUAGAAAACAUUCAAACUUUGAAGUUGAUCCAGAGAGAUUAGUGGUAAACAAGAAAUUCGAGCGAGUUAAAUUGGAAGGUAGAGAGAUUGCCAAACCCAUGCAUCUGAGAUGGAUGAACAGUAUCUCAUAAUGGUCACUCAAUUUGAUUUAGCAGUGGUGAUCUUUGAUAAUCAGCGUUAGCUGUUUCUAUAUAAUAUGCAAUUCAUCGCGAAGGAAUAAAAAGUUUGUUCAGUUUUA